AUGGCCUCCGGCAGACAGAACCCAUUCCUCAUUCACCUGACGCCCAUGAUGCUGCGCUCGUCAGCCCUCCUGUUCUCCAUCUCCUCCAUGGCUGCAGGACAUCUUGCAGUACUCCGAAAAGACGAGAGUCUCCGGACAGUGGCAUCGAGACACAUGCUCAUGGCCGUAUCAUCACUUCGAGAGUCACUCCAGACAGAGAACCCAGAGCUAUCCCUCGCCACCAUCAUGAUGCUCCAGAUUUCUGACAGACUGUUCAACACGGACAGUCAGAUUGAUCACCUCGCUGGUGCGAAAGCUGUGAUCAUGCACUCAGGAGGACCUAGUAACUGGACGAGCUCUACGAAGCCGCUCUUGAGCAUGACGAAUGUGGCCCCAUUGGAGGGCUUGCACAGCCUAGAGAAGCUUACAUCACUUCUCUCUAUCGUUGGCACAAUCAGCAAAAUGCAGGGGCAGUCGGGCGAAGCACACCAGCGACGAGGCUUCAACAUCAGGAAGAACUUGCUGUCCAUGGACUCGUCCACAGAUGGGGACCAGGACAUCGAGAAUACAAUCCAGGCAUACAGGCAUGCGGCUAUUGUCUAUCUCUACCGAGUCUGGGACGAUGGCACGGAGCCUCCAAAGCCAUUUCAUGCAGAGCAAUGCAUUCAUCAUCUACUGAAGGUCCCAAUCACAUCCUCGUUCUGCUCGGCCCAUGCCUGGCCUCUCUGGACCGCAGGAUGCGAGUCGGUCGAUCCUCAGAACCGGCAGCUCGUUCUCGGAAGAAUCAAAGAAAUGUACGAAAGCAGACGGCUGCCGUCCCUGGUGCGGGUUCAACAAGACAUGGAAGAGGUUUGGGUCGCGAAGGACGCCCAGCGGAUGCAGUUUGGAACGGAAAAUGUGGAUUGCUGCAAGAUGAUUUUGGAUAACCGUCACCGAGAGGCAGACCUAGUCUGA
This is a messenger RNA of Colletotrichum chrysophilum, 933 nucleotides long. RefSeq lists its product as uncharacterized. The transcript has 2 exons. Gene Ontology annotation, molecular function: DNA-binding transcription factor activity; transcription cis-regulatory region binding. The record is from RefSeq and is a predicted model, not a curated record. Gene Ontology annotation, cellular component: nucleus. Gene Ontology annotation, biological process: positive regulation of transcription by RNA polymerase II. Lineage: Eukaryota; Fungi; Ascomycota; Sordariomycetes; Glomerellales; Glomerellaceae. The coding region runs from base 1 to 933 and encodes 310 amino acids.